Messenger RNA from Dromiciops gliroides (monito del monte), 4270 nucleotides. RefSeq names its product RNA polymerase mitochondrial (gene POLRMT). The transcript is spliced from 21 exons. Gene Ontology annotation, cellular component: mitochondrial DNA-directed RNA polymerase complex. Gene Ontology annotation, biological process: mitochondrial transcription. Gene Ontology annotation, molecular function: DNA-directed RNA polymerase activity; protein binding; mitochondrial promoter sequence-specific DNA binding. The coding region runs from base 104 to 3802 and encodes 1232 amino acids. NCBI's taxonomy places the organism in Eukaryota, Metazoa, Chordata, Mammalia, Microbiotheria, Microbiotheriidae. The record is from RefSeq and is a predicted model, not a curated record.
GGAGGGCGCGCGCCUGCGCGUUAGAGGGCGGUCCGGUCCGGGGCUCGGGAGAAGGCGGUCUGGCUGAUCCUCGUGCUAUUCUGGGGCCCCCCGGGCCGCCGGGAUGUCGGUGCUUCGGCUGAGGGCGUCGCUGUUGAGUCGGGGGGCGGUAGGGCUCGGCCGAGCCCUGCGACCCGAGGGCUGCACCUGCCCUGGUCCUGAGAAAGGGGUCUCCCGGACACCAUGCAGGAAGUACUCAGUCAAUGCACCAGAACAGGAGAGGAGGAGGGACGCGGGGCAAAUGGAACUGUUGGAAGUGCUAGAGGCCCGAGUAAGACAACUCCAGAACGAGUAUGUAUCUGAAGUGACAGUAAAUCGAGUGGAAGUGGCUCCACUGAGGACCAGCAACCAGAAGGACUUGCAGGCCCUUGACAGAGCCAAGGGAGAUGCCAGCAGUACUUCCCCGAUGGUGGGGAAGGCCUCAGGCCGCUGGGUGGAGAAGCUUACUCAGGAAAAGACUGAAUUGCACAAGAGACAACAGAUCCUGGAAGCCAAGCUCAAGAACCAGACCUUUUGGGAAUCCCAGAUAAAGAAGAAAGAGAAAGCACUUCUUGCCAAACAAUUGAAAAUAAACAGAAAGCAAACAGAAAGCAAACAGAAAGCGAAAGCCGUUGUGGGACGGCAGGCCCCCCAUCACAGUGUGGGACAGACAUCUCUGAAAAAGGAAGUUCUGGAGCCCGGCGUGGGCAGACAUUCCAGAAAACAGAUUUUCAUCCAGGCCUGUCUGGAUUGCUUGCUGUCUCAGGACCAUCUAGCACAAGCCACUCAGCUGCUUUUCUCCUACUUUGAUCGCAGGAGUGGCCGGAAUCUGCUGACUGUGCCCAUGUACAACAGCCUUUUGAGAGCUUGGGCCAAGCAGGGCUCCUUGUAUCAGAUGAGCACCUUGUUUUCCAUGAUGAAUGAGUCAGAGCUGACUCCAGACCUGGUUUCCUAUGCUUCUGUUCUGGAGUGUAUGGGCCGAGUAAAUGCAGACUCCGAAAUCAUCAAGAGCUGUCUGAAUCAGAUGACCAAGGAGGGCCUGAAACUGGAGAACCUUUUCCACGAGGGGGCGCUGCCCAGGCAGGCCAGGUUGUUGGUGCUGAAGGCCAUCGAGAAGGUGGAGCCGGGAUUCUCACCACCCCCAGCAUCCUCCCCCGAGAUCCCCAUCUCUCCUCUGCUCAGAGACUUCUAUUCCAAGGACGAACCCGUGUCUUACCCGAAGCUUCCAUUGCCUCUGCACGAGCUGAAGAAACGCUUCCAGAAGCAGCUAAUGUUGGAGUCAGAAAUGACAGUCACUAUCGACUCCGUGGAGGAGAAACCACCAGCAAACCAGAACCAUCAUGCGAGGAAGCUUCUCCAAGACCUGAAAUCCCAGUGGCAAGAGGCCUUGCUGAAAGCAUUCAAGGAAACCAAAGACCACAUAAGUGAACAGCACAAACAAAACAGCCUGGCCAGCCUCUACCCCUACCUGUGUCUGCUGACGGAUGGAGAGUAUGUGGACCUCAUGAUGCAGACUCUCUUCAAUUUGCCUCCACAUGGAAGUUCCUUAAUCCAACUAGUCAUGGAUCUUGGGAUGAAGGUUUACAACAAGAAUUUAAUCCAGAGGAAGAUGAAACCCUUUGUAUUAGAUGAGUUGAAGAGGAAGUAUAUUAAUUACUUACAUCUUUUGGCCAGUGACACUCAGCUGGACUCCUGCCUGCCCCGGGAGCAGUGGGAAGCCUUGGAGUCAGAAGCUACCGUCUGCUCCGAUUUCUUCACUCGAGAGAAGGUCUGGCCAGAUCUGGUGUUGGUGCAGCUGGGAACACAGCUGGUGGACAUCCUGGUGCGGGCCAUCCACAUGCCCAGCAAUUUGUCCUCCUCCCAAGCAGAGAAGAAACUCAUCCCUGUGCUGUACCAUGUUUACUCCUUCCUCUCCGUAAAGCAGAUCGGUUUCAUCAAACCCCACCCAUCCUUCAGUCAGCUGGUGACUGAAGCCGCUUGCACUAAGCUCACCUUUGACUCCUCUGUCCUGCCUAUGCUGUGCCCUCCCGUGCCUUGGACCUCGCCUCACUUUGGGGCCUAUGUCCUCCACCCCACCAAGCUGAUGCGCUGCCUGGAUGGGACUGUCCAACACCAGCAGCUGUUGGAGAGCUGCCCUCGGGAACGUUUGCACGCAGUACUUGAUGCCCUCAAUCAGCUAGGUAACUGUGCUUGGAAGGUGAACCAGCCGGUGCUGGACAUAAUCAUCUCCAUCUUCAACGCUAAGGGCAACAAGAAGCUGGAUGUACCCCCACCCAUGUCAGAGGCCCCCACGCCCCCUUCCUAUGAACUCUCCAGAAACGCUAGCUCUUUAGAGAAGGCAAGACUGCGGCGAGAGAUCGCCCAGUGCCACAAGACCACCCGAGAGAUGUACAGUCUGCGCAUGGAUGCCCUAUACAAACUGUCCAUCGCCCACCACCUGAGAAACCAGAUCUUCUGGUUUCCCCACAAUAUGGAUUUCCGGGGCCGCACCUACCCUUGCCCACCGCACUUCAACCACCUGGGCAGUGAUAUGACCCGGGCUAUCUUGCUGUUUGCUGAAGGCAAACCCUUGGGGCCCAAUGGCCUGAACUGGUUAAAGAUUCACCUCAUCAACCUGACAGGGCUCAAGAAAAGAGAGUCACUGAAGGCCCGGUUGGCCUACGCCAAUGAAAUCUUGGAGGACAUCCUGGACUCGGCAGAUAAGCCGAUGACUGGCAGGAAGUGGUGGAUGGAUGUUGAUGAGCCCUGGCAGGCCCUGGCCUGCUGCAUGGAAAUUGCCAAUGCUGUCCGCUCACCAGACCCCGAAGCUUACAUUUCCCAUUUCCCCGUCCAUCAGGAUGGUUCCUGUAAUGGGUUGCAGCACUAUGCAGCUCUGGGCCGAGAUGUCAUCGGGGCCACCUCUGUCAACCUGAUGCCCUGUGACGUUCCCCAGGAUGUGUACAGCGGCGUGGCGCAGCUGGUGGAAGAGCAGCGCGAGAAGGAUGCCAAGGCAGGCAGCUCCAUAGCCCAGGUCCUGGAGGGCUUCAUCAGCCGCAAGUUGGUAAAGCAGACGGUGAUGACGGUGGUCUACGGCGUGACGCGCUAUGGCGGCAGGCUGCAGAUUGAGAAGCGCCUGAAGGAGCUGGAUGAUUUGCCCAAGGAGCACGUGUGGGAAGCCUCCAUGUACCUCUCCCAGUUGGUCUUCAGUAGCCUUGGUGAGAUGUUCUCGGGAACCAGGAAUAUCCAGGAUUGGCUGACAAAAAGUGCUCACUUCAUCUCCAAGUCAGGCUCUACUGUACAGUGGGUCACCCCUCUGGGCCUUCCCAUAAUUCAGCCGUAUCACAAGACUCACAAAAUCAUUGUUCCCGGGAGUCUGCAGUCUCUGUGCCUCAUGAGUUGCUCUGAUGUCAACCAGAAGCCAAACACCUUGAAACAGAAGAAUGCUUUCCCCCCCAACUUCAUCCACUCACUGGACUCCACCCACAUGAUGUUGACAGCCUUGUACUGUUACAGGAAGGGGCUGACCUUCGUCUCAGUGCACGACUGCUUCUGGACACAUGCCUGCACCGUGGACAUCAUGAAUGAGGUCUGUCGUGAACAAUUUGUGAAUCUGCACAGUCAGCCCAUCCUGCAGGAAUUGUCGAAGUACCUGGUACAAAAAUACUGCUCUGGGCACCCGUCUCAUUCUUCCUCUAAGAGAAUGUCCCCCGAUGAGAAGUUGAUGCUAAAGACUCUGUCUCAUGUGCCUGAAAGAGGAGAUUUUGAUCUGCAGAACGUGAAGAAAUCCACCUACUUCUUCAGCUAAAGAUGGUUCUGAGCAUGCCAGACCCCCCAAGGGUGCCAGGGCCAUUCUGGAGUCUGAGCACCAAGGCCCUUGCCAGGGGUGGCCCUGAAUCCUGAGGACCAGGAGAUUUGGUUCCUCUGAGUCUUUGCCUCUUAGGCCCUCCAAGAGUCUGCGCUGCCUCGGGCCAAGGACAAGCUGAGCUGGCAGUGGGGGCGGUGUUACCUGUGACUGUUCGGGGGAGGGGUGUGUGUGAGGUUGUUCCUCCAGCACUUGGGCCAAGUGGUUGGAGGGGCUCCCAAGAGUGCUCCUGGGCCCGUGUGCCAAGGGAGUGAGGACUCUCCAGGCCUGCUGGGGCAUUGGGACUAGAGAAGAGCCCCCUUCUUCCAGGACGACCCCAGGAUUUUCCAUAUUUUGAACUAUUUCUCCAUCCUGGGCAUCCAGAAACCUCUGGCCCAUGUCCAGUAGUGUAAAUAAAAGCUGUUAACCCAA